AUGUCGCGUCCUAGAACCUCUUGGGAAGACCUCUCCAACCUCGGCUGGCCAAUCCAGCAGGUUUACAACAGAGCAAAUGCAGAGCGUGGUUACACUAUGCAAGGGCUCGGCGAUAUCUUUCUAAACAGUGGCAUCGCCUUAGAUUAUCAGUGGUAUUGCUACAAUGUCCUCAAAGGCGAACCGUAUGUGAAAGGCCAGGCUGUCAACAGUAUUUCUCAAGAGACGACGGUUUGGAGCUACGACAACUUGCAGAACUCACAGGAUUUCACCACAAACUGGGGUGAGACCUGGACUGAGACUAAUACAGCAACGCUGUCAAUUACUAACAGUGCGCACAUCAGUCUCAGCCAGUCCAUCACGAUCCCGGGAGUUGGGGGAUCCGAGUUCAGUAUCUCGAUCAGCACGGAAUCGACUCAGAGCGAGACAAGGGAGCGUUCGUACCAAGUAAGCAACACCUGGGACAUAACCAUUGGGCCCCAUGAGAAAGUGUCUAUCGUUCGUGAGCUUACAACUACUACUGGAGUUGCCGAAUAUGGCCAGAGAUACGGAGUGGACGGCAGAAUUGGAAGUAUGUACACAAUUUCUUCUAAAGGAGAUAGGUACAAUGAUCAUUACUAUUGGGGGAUGGAUGUCAACUGGCUGCUUAACAAUCCUUCCGGAGAGAUGACCCUCAACGGCAUUUAUAGGUCGACGAGUUACCAUCACAAGAUUAUUCGUGAAGGACCCAAUGGAAAGAGGACUGUGGAACCACUUCCCGACCCAAGUGUCGUCACGGAGAUUAUAGGAGACAAUGAGCGCAAGGAGAUUCGCUACAUGGUUUAUGGAGACGAGUAA
Fomitiporia mediterranea MF3/22 is the source of this 834-nucleotide messenger RNA. Its product is annotated as cytolysin. Bases 1 to 834 code for a protein of 277 amino acids. The record is from RefSeq and is a predicted model, not a curated record. Lineage: Eukaryota; Fungi; Basidiomycota; Agaricomycetes; Hymenochaetales; Hymenochaetaceae. The transcript has 8 exons.